Messenger RNA from Solanum lycopersicum (tomato), 1207 nucleotides. Its product is annotated as protein RKD2. The record is from RefSeq and is a predicted model, not a curated record. Gene Ontology annotation, molecular function: DNA-binding transcription factor activity. NCBI's taxonomy places the organism in Eukaryota, Viridiplantae, Streptophyta, Magnoliopsida, Solanales, Solanaceae.
GGAAUGUACUCUCGAAGAUCCAUUUUAUUCAUCUUUUUAUAGCCUUACCCCAGGUGAUGAUCAUGUUUUGUACUAUAGUAUUAUUAUAUUUUAUAAAAAAAAUAUUGACUAGUAAUUUCUUCUUUUUUUUAUGGGUGCAGGAGAGUUAUGCUAUGAUGAAAUUGGAAAUGAAGUUAGAAUGUUGAAUGAAAUGAGUGGUGAAUUAAUCGGAAAUGGGCACCAACAAGUGUUGUUAUGUGAUAACAUUAAUCAACAAGAAAUAGUGGGUAAUGAGGAAAUUAUUGUAACGGAAAAAGAGAAGGAUAAUAUUAGAGAGGAGAUUAAUAGUUCAAGAAUGUUAUCACGAGAUGCAAUUUCAAAGUAUUUUUAUAUGCCAAUUACUCGAGCUGCAAAGGAGCUUAAUAUCGGGUUGACACUUUUGAAGAAAAGAUGUAGGGAUUUGGGUAUUAGAAGAUGGCCUCAUAGGAAGUUGAUGAGUCUUCAAACAUUAAUCAAGAAUGUUAAGGAAUUGGAGAAGGUGGGAGGAAAUGGUAUGGAAGAAAAGUUGAAGGAUGUGAUAAAGCUAUUAGAGAAAGAGAAGAAGAAGAUGGAAGAAAUACCAGACAUGGAACUUGAGGAGAAGACGAAGAGAUUAAGGCAAGCUUGCUUUAAGGCUAACUACAAGAGGAGAAGACUCUUGUGUAUGCCAGAAUUACAUGCUUCUUUUGGUAGUUAUUGCUCUACUACUCCUUCUCUUGAUGAUAAUGUUGCUAUUGGUGAUCAACAUGAAGAAGAUGAUGAAGAGAUUAAGUCUCUUCUUGCUGACUGUUUCUCUUACAAUAGUCCAACGUUGCAUGACUAGACUUUUUUUUUUUAUGUUUUUUUUUGGUUAGCAUCUAUGUUAUUAUUAGCGCGGUUAGAAGGAUGUUAGACGCAACAGUAAAGUUAUUUUAGUGCAGUGUAAUUGAUCAGAUCUUGAAAUCAAUUACUAAUGUUCUGUGUCGAUAUAAAUCGCCUAUAUCACAUCCAUUUGAGAUGUGAUACUUCUUUAUAUAAAUCAUGUGUGAAAUGCUUGUUUGCUAGAAGUUAGUUUAGAAUUUUUUUCAGGAAUGACAGAUUAGUUAAUAGGAAAAUGGAUCAAAAGAUGUUCUUUUGACAUUACAUAUCAGAAAUGGUAUAUUAAUAAAUUUAUGAUAAAUAAAUUAAAAUAUAGUAACUUGAUGUAUAU